Molecule: messenger RNA, 825 nt
Organism: Symsagittifera roscoffensis
Lineage: Eukaryota; Metazoa; Xenacoelomorpha; Acoela; Convolutidae
Exons: 2
Coding region: 1-825 (274 amino acids)
Source: RefSeq, a predicted model, not a curated record
AUGUUAAGUAGCCUGACAACUAGCUCAACAACCAGCUCGACAUCAAGCUCAACAACUAGUUCAACAAGUAGCUCGACAACUAGUUCGACAAGUAGUCCGACAACUAGUUCGACUACUAGUUCUACAAGUAGCUCGACAACUAGUUCAACAAGUAGUCCGACAACUAGCUCGACUAGUAGUUCUACAAGUAGUCCGACAAUUAGCUCGACUACUAGUUCGACAAGUAGCUCGACAACUAGCUCGACAAGUAGUCCAACAACUAGUUCGACAAGCAGCUCGACAAGUAGCCCAACUACUAGUUCGACAAGUAGCUCGACAACUAGCUCUACAAGUAGCCCAACAACGAGUUCGACAAGUAGCUUGACAACUAGCUCUACAAGUAGCCCAACAACUAGUUCGACAAGUAGCUCGACAACUAGUUCGACAAGUAGCUCGACAACUAGCUCUACAAGUAGCCUAACAACUAGUUCGACAAGUAGCUCGACAACUAGUUCGACAAGUAGCUCGACAGCUAGCUCUACAAGUAGCCCAACAACUAGUUCGACAAGCAGCUCGACAACUAGCUCUACAAGUAGUCCAACAACUAGUUCGACAAGUAGCUCGACAACUAGCUCUACAAGUAGCCAAACAACUAGUUCGACAAGCAGCUCGACAACUAGCUCUACAAGUAGUCCAACAACUAGUUCGACAAGUAGCUCGACAACUAGCUCUACAAGUAGCCAAACAACUAGUUCGACAAGUAGCUCGACAACCAGUUCAACAAUUAGCUCGACAACCAGUUCGACAAGUAGUCCGACAAACAGAAUAGACGCAUCCGAUACCUAA